Molecule: messenger RNA, 544 nt
Organism: Pyrus x bretschneideri (Chinese white pear)
Lineage: Eukaryota; Viridiplantae; Streptophyta; Magnoliopsida; Rosales; Rosaceae
Product: histone H4
Exons: 1
Coding region: 102-413 (103 amino acids)
Biological process (GO): nucleosome assembly
Cellular component (GO): nucleosome
Molecular function (GO): structural constituent of chromatin; protein heterodimerization activity; DNA binding
Source: RefSeq, a predicted model, not a curated record
UAAAAUCCCCCCUUCCCUCUCAGUUCUUCAUUCACCACUUUCACUUCAAUUUUCACAAAAAAUCUGUUUGGGAGGUCAGAAAAUUUAAGUUUUCCGGGAAAAUGACAGGGAGAGGAAAGGGUGGAAAGGGGCUGGGAAAGGGCGGAGCCAAGAGGCACAGGAAGGUGUUGAGGGACAACAUCCAGGGGAUCACCAAGCCGGCCAUCCGAAGGCUCGCUCGCAGAGGAGGAGUCAAGCGCAUUAGCGGCCUCAUCUAUGAAGAAACCAGAGGGGUUCUCAAGAUCUUCUUGGAGAACGUGAUUCGUGACGCUGUAACAUACACCGAGCACGCCAGGAGGAAGACUGUGACUGCCAUGGAUGUGGUCUAUGCUCUCAAGAGGCAGGGUCGAACCCUCUAUGGUUUCGGAGGUUAAAUCAACAUAUGUAGAAUCAAAUCCCUCGUUCAAAUUGGGGCUUUUUGAUUUUCUGAGUUCCCCUAUGUAAUUCCCAAUCAGACUUGUUCUGCUUCCAGUUCCAUCAACGAAGAUAUAUUAGUUCAAAGAAA